This is a messenger RNA of Daphnia carinata, 1449 nucleotides long. Its product is annotated as zinc finger CCHC-type and RNA-binding motif-containing protein 1-like. Gene Ontology annotation, biological process: mRNA splicing, via spliceosome. Gene Ontology annotation, molecular function: zinc ion binding; RNA binding. The coding region runs from base 115 to 693 and encodes 192 amino acids. The record is from RefSeq and is a predicted model, not a curated record. Gene Ontology annotation, cellular component: U12-type spliceosomal complex. Lineage: Eukaryota; Metazoa; Arthropoda; Branchiopoda; Diplostraca; Daphniidae. The transcript is spliced from 4 exons.
CGACGCUCAUUCAGUACGCGGUCUUCAAGUCCUCGGUAACUUGCUACGUUCAAAAAUCAGUUCACAUAAGAUAUCUUAAUCAUUCAACACAAAAACAAGGAUCCCACCAGAUACAUGGAGCCGAGCCAAACCCGAGAUUGCACGGUUUACGUCUCAAAUUUCCCAUUUUCGCUAACAAACAAUGACCUUCAUAAGCUUUUUGGACAGUAUGGCACCGUGAAUAAGGUAACUAUUGUCAAAGACCGUCAGACGAGAAAGAGUAAAGGAGUAGCGUUCAUCGUUUACAAAUCGCAAAAAGAGGCGUCCAAUUGCAUCCAGCAGACCAACCAGAAAGAGAUGUUGGGUCGUAUUUUGAAAUCAUCUAUUGCCAAAGAUAACGGCAGGACAGAGGAAUUUGCGACUCAAAAAAGAACCUACGAAGACAAAUCCCGCUGUUUUGAAUGUGGUCAAGAAGGCCACCUGAGUUAUAAAUGUCCUAGUAACGCACUGGGAAGUCGCGAACCCGCCAUGAAAGGAAGGGGGAAAUUUCAACAUGAUGAGGGAGACCAGGACGAUUCACUAGGUGCUGCAAUUCGUUUUGAACAACAACAGAGAACGACGCAAGAGCAAUUAGCUUCAACAUCGACAAAUAUCCGAAGAAAGAAAUUUAAACCGAGUUCCUACUUUAGUGAUGAAGAAGAGAUCAGUGAUUGAUGCAGUUGUAUUUUUUAAAUGUUGAAACCCUCUGCGAUUCUGCCCGACAGUCUGGUAUGGAAAUCACUGGACCUGCUUCAAAUAGUAGUCAGUGAGACUUCCAUGAUCCCGUACAGAUUUCAUUGCUUCUUCGGGUGAAAUUAGACCAUCGACGCCGAAGAAUCCAACAAAACCAGUUCGUUGGCUUUGGUGACAUCUUACCAGACUUGUCCAGUAGCGCCCCUACCUAUCGGGAUCGUAGUAGCAUACAAAUUCUGGAAAGCCAAGUCAGCCUUUGAUCGGUUCCGCAUUUGGAUCAUAGAGAGAAGACAGAAGUCCAGUGUUAAGCUCAACCCUGUCUCCAUCGCUAAACCUUGGCGAAAACUCAUAUUGAUGACACCCACGUAUGUCGUCAAAGUUUCCUCGAGUUAUCAUAGCUACUUAAAACAGUGAUCUAUUUUUCACAUUUCAAUUUCGAAGAGCAGUUAUUUCUAUUUACAGGUAAUCCAAAUAACUCUGGGAUCAGAAGAGUGUGCACAAUAGCAUGGAAAAUGUUGUUGGGCAUUUAUGGCUGAAUGUUAGAGCAUUGGCUAAGUUUAGUCAAAAGUCUGGGUAUUCUUAUGUUGAAAAUGACCUUAAAAGUGGGCCAACAUAGAGAUACUUGAUGGUACAUUCAAUAUUCCUGAAACUAUAGAGAAAAGAAGAGCUUCAAGAACUUUGUUGCAGAAAGUUGUUUAUGUUUCAGUAAACACAUUGCCUCCCAGAUAGAUGGAAAAA